Salvia splendens (bonfire salvia) is the source of this 2741-nucleotide messenger RNA. Its product is annotated as G-type lectin S-receptor-like serine/threonine-protein kinase At4g27290. The record is from RefSeq and is a predicted model, not a curated record. The coding region runs from base 107 to 2608 and encodes 833 amino acids. NCBI's taxonomy places the organism in Eukaryota, Viridiplantae, Streptophyta, Magnoliopsida, Lamiales, Lamiaceae. Gene Ontology annotation, biological process: protein phosphorylation; recognition of pollen. The transcript is spliced from 5 exons. Gene Ontology annotation, molecular function: ATP binding; protein serine/threonine kinase activity.
ACAAGUUACAUGUUGUUUAUUGUGUUAUAAAUAUGAAUGAUGUUUACCAAUAACUAAACUUUCCUUUUGUUAUAUCAUAAUCCAAUCCGGAAUAGAAGAAGCAAAUAUGAUAAGCAGCAGCAGAUUUUACCUCUGUCUGUUUGUAUUCACAGCCUGUGUAUUCUCCACACAAACAUCAGACACCAUCAAUGCAUCCCAAACAGUGAGCGACAGCAACGACGACAGCCUUGUCUCAUCAACGGGAGCCUUCGCCUUGGGGUUUUUCAGCCCCGGGAGCUCCAAGAACCGCUACAUCGGCAUAUGGUACAACAAGAUCGAAGAAAAGACCGUGGUGUGGGUCGCCAACCGAGACAAUCCACUCAUCGACCGAUCAGGCAGGCUCGUAGUCAUCCAACCCGGCCGUCUCCUUCUCCUCAACGCUACUAAUGCUACUAUCUGGUCUGCCAACAUAUCAACAGCCACUGCACAGGCUCCACUCGCGCGUUUACUCGACACCGGGAAUCUCGUCGUGACAGAUGCAAACGAUGCAAAUGACUUCGUCUGGCAGAGCUUCGACUAUCCAACCGAUACUUUCUUACCAGGCAUGAAGCUUGGUAGGAACUUCGCCACGGGCCAUGAAACCUACAUCGCGUCAGCGAAGAACAGCGACGACCCUGCAACGGGGGAAUUCACGUACCACUGCGAUCCCAGUGGCUACCCGCAGACUGUGAUCAAACAGGGCUCCUCUGUCCGGUUCAAGACAGGGCCGUGGAAUGGUGUCCGGUUCAGCGGGAGCCAGAACCUGGUCAAGAACACGAUUUUCUCGUUUGGCGUUGUGAUCAACGAAGACGAGGUUUACUAUCACUACAAUCUCCUCAACGACUCUGUUUACAUGAGGUUUACGCUGAGCGAGAGUGGCGUUGGACAGAGGUGGCUUUGGUCGUAUCAAACCCAAAGCUGGAUACUCUAUCUUACCAUUCCCAGUGAUAACUGUGAUAUUUAUAGAGUGUGUGGUGCCAACGGUGUUUGCAAUACUAGAACUACGCCUGAUUGUUCGUGCUUGGAUAAUUUCAAGGAUGGUGGAGAUUCUUCGGAUGGAUGCAUUAGAAGAACCGCGUUGAACUGCCAAGAAGGAGACGGUUUUCUCAAGUACACUGGCAUCAAGUUACCAGACACGGAGCGUGCCUUGGCUAACGCGACUAUGAGACUUCAAGAAUGCAGGGUUGCUUGCGCCACAAAUUGCUCAUGUACAGCCUACGCGUCUCUGGAUAUCAGCAACGGUGAAACUGGAUGUCUACGCUGGUUUGGUGACCUUGUCGACAUGAGAGAUAUAUCACCUGGACAAGAUAUCUAUAUUAGAAUGGCAAAAUCUGAAUUAGGCUCGGGGAGUACGAAAAGGAAAACACUCGUUGUCGCGUUAUCAGUAGUAAUGGGAAUUCUUUUGCUGGGACUGAGCUUGUUUCUUUAUUCCCAGAAAAGAAAGAAGCAAAAUCAUCAGCAGCAAGAAAGUGAGAUGGAUAUCCAAUAUCCUAACGAGAGCCAUGAGGAGCUAGAGCUACCGAUGUAUGAUAUAUCCACAAUAAUAAAAGCUACUGAUGAUUUUUCAGCCAACAAUAAGCUCGGGGAGGGCGGAUUUGGACCGGUUUAUAAGGGAGUGCUGGAGGGACAGGAAGUUGCUGUGAAACGACUAUCAAAAACGUCUGUUCAAGGACAAAAUGAGUUUAAGAAUGAAGUAAUUUGUAUUGCAAAACUUCAGCACCGAAAUCUAGUGAGGCUUCUAGGAUGUUGCAUUCAAGGAGAAGAAAGGAUACUUCUCUACGAGUACAUGACCAACAAAAGUCUCGACUUAAUACUUUUCGGUAUGAUUUUUCCACAUUUUGCGUCCAACUCAAUUGCUCUAGCAUUACAGCGUAUUUUGUUCGCUUAUUUUGCAGAUCAAGUCAAGAAAAAGAUGCUAGAUUGGCCGAGGCGCUUUAACAUUAUUAAUGGUAUUGCUCGCGGGCUUAUGUACCUCCAUCAAGAUUCUCGUCUCAGAGUCAUCCACAGAGACCUCAAAGCCAGCAAUAUAUUACUAGAUUCGGAUAUGAAUCCCAAAAUAUCAGACUUUGGUCUUGCAAGAACAUUUGGAGGCAACGAGACGGGAGCCAACACAAGCCGAGUAGUAGGAACAUAUGGAUACAUGUCUCCCGAGUAUGCUGUAGACGGCAUGUUUUCAGUGAAAUCAGAUGUGUUUAGCUUUGGAGUACUAGUGCUCGAAAUCAUCAGCGGCAAGAGAAACAGAGGAUUCACUCUGAUAGAUCACCGCCACAACCUUCUUGGACACGCAUGGAUGCUUUACAAAGAAGAAAGGUCACUUGAAUUAGUCGACAAUGGUGUGGAGUGUUCAAGUUAUAUAUCUCAGGUUGUGCGAUCAAUCCAUGUCGGUCUUUUGUGCGUGCAAGAACAGACAGAAGUGAGACCGAACAUGUCUUCAGUGGUUCUGAUGCUCAAUAAUGAUGGGGUGCUGCCUGAAUCCAAGCAUCCCGGCUUCUUCACUGGAAGAGAUGUAAAUGCAAAUGAAACUUCCCAUAGCUCCAACACUGCAAGUUCUGGUAAUGCAAUGACCAUAUCGCUGCUAGAGGCUCGUUAACAAAUUCAAUGAAAAGUUAUAGAUUGCAAAAGGGGAAGCUGUAAGGUGUCGUCAACAUAUUUGACACAUCUAAAUCAAUUUAUUUGAAACCUGAUAUCAGCUAAAUUUUUGUUUUAGCUAAUAGAAUUUCCCA